Schistocerca serialis cubense is the source of this 1857-nucleotide messenger RNA. Its product is annotated as glutamic acid-rich protein-like. The transcript has 6 exons. The record is from RefSeq and is a predicted model, not a curated record. Lineage: Eukaryota; Metazoa; Arthropoda; Insecta; Orthoptera; Acrididae. The coding region runs from base 1 to 1857 and encodes 618 amino acids.
AUGCGGACAGAGUGCGUGCUCACUACACUGUCGCCUCAGACAGCCCCGCCGCCCGCCUCCACAGCUGACCGACGUCUCGUCCAGGCCUCGGCCGCUACUGCUAUAACACUGUAUUCUCCCCCAGGGAAGAAAACGAAGAAAGCGAAGAAAACGAAGACAGCAACACCUUAUGUAGAGCGCUACACAAGUAGGAAAGAGUGGAAGAAAGACCUUGAUGCUGGAAUAAUGGAUCUGAACAUGUUUAUGGAGUACGGGCGCUUCAGAGAGAGAAGGGAGCCAGAAUAUCCGUCCAUCUUCGAGAUCUUUCCCUGUCAGCCGACUCCAGGACCUGCCCCUCGAAUCAAGAAAGAAGAGAAUAAUAAGGACGACACUGGGAAGGACGGCCGUGCAGAGGGCCAUGCUGUUGCUCGCGUUAAGAAGAGGAAGGCAGCCGAAGAAAUACCACCGUCUGAUGGCCGCGAGCGCAAACACACCGAGCAGCGUCGCCGUCGCCGCAAGAGACGUCAGAAUAAACUGGUCGCUGCGCCGCAGGAGGGCCCUUCUGGGGUCCACGUUAUUGGGCGCUUCAGAGUAAAUAAGGUCGUUGAAGAUAAUCCGCCGCGUAAGGAUCAAGACAGCGACGUAACUUCAGAAAGGGAGAUUUGCCCCAAGGAAGGAGAUAUAAUACUGCUCGAUGCGCCGCAGGAGGGCCCCGCUGAGGUGGAUGCUGCCCAGGUGGACCAAGACGAGGAGAGAGUAGCGAAUUGUCUCGUGGAUGCUGCCGAGAUGGAACAAGUCCAUCACUAUUUACAGGAGAAGACAGUUGAGGGUCGCAUGGGUGCUGCCAAGGUGGUUGAAGUGUGUGGAGAGAUUGAGGAAGGGGCAGAUGAGAGUCUCAAGAAUGAUGCUGAGGUUGACAAAGCAUUUGGAAAUGAGGAGGAAGGUGCAGCUAAGAGUCUCAUGAAUGCUGCCGACAUGGAAGAAGCGAGUCAAGAUUUAGAAGAGAAGGCAGCUGAGAGUCUCAUGGAUGCUCCCAAGAUGGGCGUAACAUAUGGAGAGAUUGAUGAAGGGGCACAUGAUGGUGUUGUGGAUGCUGGUGAGAUUGACACAGUAUGUGGAAAUGAGGUUGAAGGGACAGCGGAGUGUCUAGUGAAUGCUGCCAGGAUGGAACAAGCCCAUCAAGAUUUACAGGAGAAGAUAGUUGAGAGUCGCAUGGCUGCUGCCAAGAUGGGCGAAACAUGUGGAGAGAUUGAGGAAGGGGCAGAUGAGAGUCUCGAGGAUAAUGCUGAGAUUGACAAAGGAUGUGGAAAUGAGGAGGAAGGAGCGGCUAAGGGCCUCGUGAAUGCUGCCGACAUGGAAGAAGCGAGUCAAGAUUUAGAAGAGAAGGCAGCUGAGAGACUCAUGGAUGUUGUCCAGAUGGGCGAAACAUCGGGAGAGAUAGAUGAAGGGGCACAUGAUGGUGUUGUGGAUGCUGGUGAGAUAGACACAGUAUGUGGAAUUGAGGAUGAAGGGGCAGCUGAGUGUCUCAUGGAUGUUGCUGGGGUCGAACAAACCCUUCAAGAUUUACAGGAGAAGAUAGUAGAGAGUCGCAUGGGAGCUGCCAAGAUGGGCGAAACAUGUGGAGAGAUUGAGGAAGGGGCAGAUGAGAGUCUCGAGGAUGAUGCUGAGAUUGACAAAGCAUGUGGAAAUGAGGAGGAAGGUGCGGCUAAGACUCUCAUGAAUGCUGCCGAGAUGGAAAAAGCUCAUCAAGAUUUAGAGGAUGACGCAGCCGAGAGUCUGAUGGGUGAUGCCAAUAUGGAGGAAGUUCGUGUAGAUGUUGAGGAGGGUUCAGCUAAGAGUCUUUGUAGCCAACCCUCGGGUGCCGCUUGCACCCACUGA